Molecule: messenger RNA, 5107 nt
Organism: Protopterus annectens (West African lungfish)
Lineage: Eukaryota; Metazoa; Chordata; Ceratodontiformes; Protopteridae
Gene: MAPK15
Product: mitogen-activated protein kinase 15
Exons: 16
Coding region: 666-2507 (613 amino acids)
Biological process (GO): protein phosphorylation; intracellular signal transduction
Cellular component (GO): cytoplasm; nucleus
Molecular function (GO): ATP binding; MAP kinase activity
Source: RefSeq, a predicted model, not a curated record
CAGUGCGAGAGAAGCAACAGAACUCUUGGCAAUAGGAUUGUAAGGUUAAUACCACUUUGUUUGAAAGCAAGUUAUAGAAAAAAAAGUUAAUGUGGAUUUUGAUGGCGAUGAUCUUUACGCCGGUAAUUCUGGGCUGAGAAAAGUACUGAUUGGAUUUGGAUGGUCUCGCAGAACAGUAAGCUGCCGUCAUCGCUCGAAUAAGAAAGCAGUACGAAAAACAACCUAUAUAAUUGUGGAGGACUGAAUGUUAAAGAAGAGGCAUGCUAUCUUCACCUGGUGAGAAAACAUAAAGGAAACUACAGUCAGCCUAAUGUGGAGUAAUACACUGGUCAUCUGAAAGGUCAGCGUGAUUGCUAGACAUCGUGGGAUGGUCACAGCUAUACCUUUUCAGCAAGAGCUGCAGAUGCUUUGGGAAAUAUUUUGAAUCAAAACAUUAGAAUCGGAAGCUAUAAAUGAUUCUGCUUUUGCAAGGCAAGAGAAGUCAGUCCUGAAUUGUACAGGAAAGAUAAGGAGACCAGGGCUGCUCUGAAGCUGGGAGGACCCCAGUUUCACUGAGAAUUUCAGCAUUCAUCUCUUUUUUAAAACCAUUGUCUGAUUGGAAGCACAUAGGGUGAAAGCAUCAAGCUGCUGCUACUGCACUAACAAAAGUUUGGCCUGGAGUCAAGAUGAAUGUGCCAGAAGUUGAGGAACACAUCUCUCAGAAAUACGAAAUAAAGAAAAGACUUGGCAAAGGGGCUUAUGGAAUUGUCUGGAAGGCAGUUGAUAGACGUACAGGUGAAAUAGUUGCUGUGAAGAAGAUUUUUGAUGCCUUCAGAAAUCGAACAGAUGCACAGAGAACAUUUCGAGAGAUCAUGUUCCUUCAGGAAUUUGGGGAACACCCCAAUAUCAUUAAGCUGAUGAAUGUCAUUCGAGCACAAAACGAUAAAGAUAUCUACCUGGUUUUUGAAUACAUGGAGACAGAUUUGCAUGCAGUAAUCAAAAAGGGGAAUCUUCUGAAAGAUAUCCACAUGCGUUAUAUCAUAUACCAACUUCUAAAGGCCACAAAAUUUGUCCAUUCUGGCAAUGUUAUUCACAGGGAUCAGAAGCCAUCUAAUAUCCUCCUGGAUUCAGACUGUUUUGUGAAGUUGUGUGAUUUUGGACUUGCUCGUUCACUAUACCAGAUCCAGGAAGAUCAAGAGACUCCUGCACUAACUGAAUAUGUUGCCACUCGCUGGUACCGAGCACCUGAGAUUUUACUUGCUUCUACUAGGUAUACAAAAGGUGUGGAUAUGUGGAGUGUAGGAUGUAUACUUGGAGAAAUGCUACUUGGAAAGCCACUUUUUCCAGGAACAUCAACAAUCAAUCAAAUUGAAAGAAUCAUGAGUGUUAUUCCACCACCCUCCAAGGAAGACAUCCUGUCUAUAAAGUCAGACUAUGGAGCUUCGGUCAUUCAAAAAAUGAUGUCAAGGCAGAGAAUGCCAUUUGAAGAACUGUUACCUGCCAACACUUCUGAAGAUGCCAUGGAUUUGAUAAAGAAAUUGCUGGUAUUCAAUCCAGAGAAGCGCCUUAAUGCAGAAGAGGCUCUCCGGCAUCCUUAUGUCAGAAGAUUUCACAACCCUGCAAGAGAGCCUUCUUUAGAUUACGAUGUGGUUCUUCCAGUUGAUGAUGAUAUCCAGCUGUCAGUGGGAGAAUAUCGUAAUAAACUGUACCAGAUGAUACUGGAGAAAAAGACAAACCUACGUCGUCAGAAAAGGGAUCUGCUCAAGGAAAAUUAUGCAGCUAGUAAAACAGAGAACCUUUCUGAACAAAAGGACUUGAAGUCCCAGGAGCAACUGACAUCAAAACCACCAGCUCCUAAAACCCACGAACCAUCACCUUUAGCUUCUUUACCUCCAGCGGUUAAUCAUCAGUUAAAAGAAAAAUCAUCUGUCAGUCCAGCCAGUAGUCCAAAAGGCUCCAAAACAAACUUGACAUCCUAUAAUCCCAUAACGCACAACACUGCCACCUAUGAGACUCAUCCCGGUGAGCAGACCACUGGAAGAGCUACCCAAAACCCUCCAGGACCUUAUCAUCAAAGAAGCUCAUCUUUGAGCAGGAAGCUAGUUCGGCAGCCAAGCCAGGAAAACUUGAGCACACUGCUACAAGGGACAGAGAAUGGAAUUCAAGGCCAUCAGGGAUCAAAAGAAGUAGAUCAGCGUGGCAAGUCUGCCCCUGUUAUGAGAGCAAGGUCUUUCUCUCUUACACAGCAAUAUCGUGCAGCUGCUCCACACAGCCAUCUCACAAGGAAAGAUCAUACUGAUGUUGCUGCUGGUGUCUCUGCAACCUCUGCUAGAUUAAAUCAAAGGACUGCACUUCAAAACAGAGAAAGCCGCACAGCUCAGAGGUUUAGUAAGAAGAUGUUCCAGUCAACUUCCAAUGUAGGAGCAUCAGGUGAUGCCAAAGCCACUCUAGGAAGUUAUUCCCAGGCCUAUGGAACAAUAAGCAAGACUGGGCUAGAAAACCUAAGAAAUCUGAAACUAAAACAGUAGCAGUACUUUACAAGACGUUUGACCUUUGUUUCAUUUGGUUCAGUAAUUGUUUCAGGAUGGUAGAAACAUCCAAGGAGAUAAAUGACUUAUGGUAUUUUUGAGGAUUUCCAAGCUUGGCUGUGUUAUCUUAACUAAAUUCUUGUGAGUUCCAUAAAACACAAGCACAGUGAUUGCUCAUGGUUUGAGCAGAUGGAUAGCACAAGUGUCUUGCAUCAGAACAGAAAUAAAGGCUGUGGAAAAAUGCACUAUGAGUUAAGGUUCCUGAGAUUUGUACCAUCAUUUUAACCUCAAGCAGAAGCCAGGUUCUACACUGGAGGAUAUCCACGAGCAAAAUCUGUGUAGUAUUCCAGUUUCUAGUGAGUCUGGACUGCUGGUUUCUAGCUUGCUACCUCUCAGAAUGUGCAGAAUUUCCAGGAAAGAGACUACAAGUUUAUCUGUAAAUUGCUGUUAAUAUUUCUUAUCUGUACUGAUCUGUACAAACGUGUAUAUUUUAUUCAGCUUGAGUUUAUCACUUUGUUUCCAGAAUGUUUCCAAAACUGCUGGAAUGGUUUUAUGCUCACAGCUCCAGCAGCAGGUAUCAACUGUCAUGCAUGGGGUUUUGUAACACUAAACAAAGAUUUAACUGAUAUCCUCUUCUAGUUAUUAGAAACAUCAGAGAAAUUAAUGUAAAUGUCAUUGUGCACUUUAUAAUGUUAUUAAAUUUAAAACAUUCGUAAGUACCAGCAAAACAAAUACUCCAUGCUGUUGGUAUUUACACUAUGUUAAUAUGGAACCGGAAAAGAUCUGCCACUUUCUGUUACUGAGAAUGUCACUUUCCUCAUUUAGUUUGGUUAGUGGUUGUUCAUUUAAGCCACCUAUAGUUUUAACAGCUAUUAAGAAAUUGAAAAAAUUGUUUUGUUAGUUUUACCAGUGAGUCUGUUGAUAGAGAGUAUUACCUUCUCCUUGGCUAGCCACACUUAACAACAUUAAGCCUACUUUGCAUGAUUGUGUAAGGGGUCCACUACAAAAAGACAACACACAGUCCACUAUUUAUUAUUUAUUUAAUAUUUGUUUAGUGGGAAAGUCUAUCAUGGAAUGAAGCCAAUUUUCAGCGGAGGCCUGAGGAGAAAAACUGCAGAUGCAUGUCUUUCUAUUGUGGGAGUAAACCAGAACACCCGGAGUAAACCCACAAGAACGGCGGGAGGACAUGCAGACUCCGCACAGAAAGCACUCCAGCUGAGAAUCAAACCAGAAAACCUCUUGCUGUGAGGCGACAAUGCUACCACUGCACCACUGCGCUGUCCACUGACAGCAGUCUAAUGAGUCAUGCCCAAUGAACACCACAGCUGCAGAAACCGUGAGUGCCAUGAAAAAAUAAUCUUGUUUUUGUAGGUGGACAGACUCUUUUCUUUAAUGCUGUUUCUACUCAUCGUUAUCCUAGGGUUUUUGUUGGAUAGUUAUUGAUACUAUAGAGUUCAUUGUGAGAAGAAAGUACCAGAGUCUGCUUUGCCUUGAUAGUUGCUGUUUAGAGCACGCAGAGUUGGCAAAAGAAACCAAACCAAAGCCAAUCAAGUCUGUGUAAAUGUUGCAGCUAGCUCCAUUGUGGACAUCCCUUUCAUACUCUUGUCCCAUCCUUUCAUUGCUUCACUUAAUGAAAAGCAACUUUAUGAUUUUCUCAUGACUUGUACUUGACUGUUACCAUAAGAAACUGUUUCCAGAAGCUAUUGAACCAGCAUAUUCUUAAGGUUAUUGAAAUAUCCCUUUCAUUUGCCACUUAUAUCCCUUUUUUGCCCACCCCAGUUCUUUUUUUUUCCCUGUUCCACAUUCUGCCAUUUGUCCAAACCAAUAUGGCAUGUCCAAAUUGUAUCCAUUUUAUCUAAAUAUUUAUACAUGCCCUACUUUUCUAGGUCUCUGCUCAUGUCUCUUUCCCACCUUUAUGAUUAACCUUGUAGGUAAUUUUGUGUUGCAUGCUUUCUUCCAACCUAAUUUUCCUGAAUGUUGUGGCCUACUGAACUGUACUUAAUAGUGCCUUCUGCAGUAGGAAGAUGACUGUUGUAUCUCUGAAAUCCACUCUUCGUGAUGUAUGUCCUUAUAUUGUAUGACCUUCACCUUUCAGUUUCACAAUGCAUAACAUGAUUGUACCUAGGAAAGAUUACAACCAUGUCCUUUUCCCUGUUAGUCCUACUUAAGGUUACCCCCACCAAGACUGCAGGUUUUCCAUGGGUUCCCCAAUGAAGGACUGACAGUUUGAUAAUGCUUACCUUUAUGCAGUGUUGUGAGGAAGUGCUUUGAGAAAUUUGUGUCAGUGUUGUCCUCAUGAAUUUCACUUCCAUUACUCAGAUCAUUUGUUCACACUGCUCUGAUAUUUCUGGGAGUGAUUUUUUUGCCUAUUUGACAAGCAAGUAAUAAUGCCCAACAGGGUGUGUGUUGUGUAAAUAAUGCACACCCAGAGGUAUUCAGCGGGUGGAGAGGUUCAACAACCCCCUGAAAUGGCAUUAUUUACACAAUAACACAAACCCUGGAGGGCAUUAUUGUACUUAGAGAAUGGACUGUAUGUGAAAUUGUUUUGUAUUUGUUUUUUAUCUAUAUGAAUUUUUUUUUUAUAUUUUUCAUGUAAAAUA